This is a messenger RNA of Neltuma alba, 1211 nucleotides long. RefSeq names its product GDSL esterase/lipase At1g71691-like. Bases 1 to 1107 code for a protein of 368 amino acids. The transcript is spliced from 5 exons. The record is from RefSeq and is a predicted model, not a curated record. Gene Ontology annotation, molecular function: hydrolase activity, acting on ester bonds. NCBI's taxonomy places the organism in Eukaryota, Viridiplantae, Streptophyta, Magnoliopsida, Fabales, Fabaceae.
AUGGCUAGGUGUUUAACGUUGCAGCCUCCAUUAUCAAUGCUUGCUGUGCUUUGCAUGGCGCUGGUGCAAUCAGUAAGAGGGCAGAACAAUGGGUUUAACAACAGAAGAGAAAUGGUGCCUGCCAUGUUCAUAUUUGGUGACUCUCUCAUCGAUAAUGGCAACAACAACAACCUUCCUUCAUUUGCCAAGGCCAACUAUUUUCCUUACGGCAUCGACUUCAGUGCAGGCCCUACUGGUCGCUUCUCCAAUGGCUAUACCAUGGUUGAUGCAAUAGCUGAACUGCUUGGACUUCCGUUAAUUCCUCCCUACUCUCAAGCAUCAGGAAAUAAAGUGCUUCAUGGAGUUAACUAUGCUUCAGCAGCUGCUGGAAUCCUUGACAUCACCGGAAGAAACUUUGUGGGGCGCAUACCAUUCAAUGAGCAGAUAAGGAACUUCGAGAACACAUUGAAUCAAAUAACUGCAAAUCUUGGGGCAGAUGAAGCAGCAACAAGCAUUGGGAAAUGCAUAUUCUUUGUAGGAAUGGGAAGCAAUGACUACCUAAACAACUACCUUAUGCCUAAUUACCCCACUCGCAAUCAGUAUAACGCUCAGCAGUAUGCUGAUAUCUUGGCUCACACCUAUACUCAGCAGCUCACAAGGCUUUACAAUCUCGGAGCGAGGAAAUUUGCGGUUGCAGGGCUGGGCUUAAUGGGAUGUAUUCCCAGCAUUUUGGCUCAGAGUAUGAGCGGAAGCUGCUCAGAAGAAGUGAACUUGCUGGUCAACCCGUUUAAUGAAAAUGUGAAAGCCACUUUGAGGAAUUUGAAUGCCAAUCUUCCAGGUGCCACCUUCAUAUUUGUGGAUGUGGCCACCAUGUUCCAGGAAAUUCUUGCCAAUGCAAGAUCUUAUGGGUUUAGUGUAGUGAACAGAGGGUGCUGUGGGAUAGGGAGGAACAGAGGCCAAAUCACGUGCCUUCCAUUCCAAACGCCAUGUCCCAACAGAAGGCAGUACGUGUUUUGGGAUGCGUUCCAUCCAACAGAAGCAGUCAACAUUCUGAUGGCAACCAUGGCUUUCAAUGGCCACUCAUCCUUUGUCUAUCCUCUCAACCUCAACCAGCUUGCCCAACUCUAACUCACUUAUUCAUUUCUACCAGAUCACACAUCUAUUAUAUGGUGGCAGAGUCCCCCCACCCCCUCCUUUUUUUGCGUUAUUUGCUGUUAUUUCCUCACAAGUUA